Staurois parvus is the source of this 301-nucleotide messenger RNA. Lineage: Eukaryota; Metazoa; Chordata; Amphibia; Anura; Ranidae. The record is from the annotation of a GenBank genome assembly.
UAUAGUGAAUGCAGGGUCCGGGGAGACCAGAUAUAGUGAAUGCAGGGUCUGGGGAGACCAGAUAUAGUGAAUGCAGGGUCCGGGGAGACCAGAUAUAGUGAAUGCAGGGUCCGGGGAGACCAGAUAUAGUGAAUGCAGGGGUCCGGGGAGAGCAGAUAUAGUGAAUGCAGGGUCCGGGGAGAGCAGAUAUAGUGAAUGCAGGGUCCGGGGAGAGCAGAUAUAGUGAAUGCGGGGUCCGGGGAGAUCAGAUAUAGUGAAUGCAGGGUCCGGGGAGACCAGAUAUAAUGAAUGCAGGGUCCGG